Molecule: messenger RNA, 3497 nt
Organism: Haliaeetus leucocephalus (bald eagle)
Lineage: Eukaryota; Metazoa; Chordata; Aves; Accipitriformes; Accipitridae
Gene: CCDC150
Product: coiled-coil domain containing 150
Source: RefSeq, a predicted model, not a curated record
AUGCGGGCUCGGCCGCGCGGUGAGCGGGGCGGGAACGGGAGACCGCCUGAGCGGGAUGGCCGGGCCAACCGUCAUGGCCACGAGCGUCAGGGCGACCGUGCCCGAGGCCUUCAUGGUGCUCCAGCUGAGGAUGAGGGUGGUGGAAGAGCAAACCAGCACACUGGUGCGACACCCGGAGGCUCUCGGCGUCGAUGGGCAGAGACUUCAGAAACACCUGCUAGUCACCCAGCCAUUAGUCCUGUGCAGGCCAGGGUGGCAUUUGUGGGAGAAAAUACGCUGUGGAAAAACUGUGAAACGCUGGUGAAUCAAAUGUGUCAGUUAGGGAGUGUUGUACGGGCACUGAAUUUAAACGUCUUCCGCCUGCAGACAGAAAAGGAACUGAAUCCAAAGCAUGCAGCCCAGUUGGAGCAGUGCCUGAAUGCAAUCCAUGAGGAGCAUUUGCAGGAAAUGAAGAUUGUACAGCAAGAAGCAAUGAAGUUGGACCAACCCCGAAGCGAUAUGAAAGAGGCUGAAGAAGAGGCAAAAGAAGAAGUUCAGAGGCUGAGUACUGCUCUGGAGAUUACAACUGCAUCCAAGAUGCAUGUAGUGACUGCAGCUGAGGAACUGAGGAACACAGAACAGAAAAUUAACUGUAGGCUUCAGGAGCUAACAGAACAGCUGUCCCAGGAGGUCAGCCCGUGGGAGUCUUUGGAGGAGUCCCAAGCAGCUGUGAUGUGCCAUGUACAGGACAUGGAAACAACAGUAGAAGUAGAAUGGAAGCAGGUACAGAUAUUACAGCAGGACUGCCAAGAGUUGUGUAAAGAUGUCCAGCUAGCCCAAGUGAGGCUGCAAGAGGAGGAGGAGGAGGAGGAAAGAACUGCCCAACUAGAGCAACAGUGCACACAACUGAAAGCUGAACUGGGCGUGACAGUGGGUUAUUGUCAUACCUUUUUAGCCCUUGUCUCCCUGCUUCCGCACCUGUGGCAGGGGUAUCAGUCAACAAGAAUGGGGGGCAGCUUAAGAGACUCCAGGAACUGUAUCACUUCCCAGCUUGGUGAAGAAGCAAAAAAUGCACAGCUGUCCUUUAGCAAACAAUGCAAAGAGAACCUGCAACUUCAGUCUAAAAUGACCACCAUGUGAGAAACAGCAGAGAAAGUACAGGUGCUAAAUGACCACUUAAGUCAGCAAUGCUCAGAGCUCAGCACCAUGCUCCAAAGUGUUGCCAUGGAGAAUGCUAAACUCAUUUCAGAUCAUGAGACCAUGCCUAAGAACUCCAGCUUGGCUAUUUUGUCUUUCUUCAGGGGCGCCUUGCAUAUAGAGCAUGGCAAAUACAGGCAGAAAGCAAGCCUUGCUGAGGAGGCAGCAACCACACAGAGACAGCUUUUGGAAUAUACUGUUGCUAGACUGCAAGGUGAACUUGAGACAGCUUUGCAAGAGAAGGCAUCUCUGCUGGCAGAAAAGAAAGAUCUUCAACAGGAGUUACAGAAAACUUACUGUGUUAAAGCUAUAUUCUUGAAGGCUGCUUUUGGACCCACGUUGCUAGAGUUCUUAUUUACAUACCAGUUCUGCUUUCAGAAUAUUUUUUUGCUAUUGCAGUGGCAAAUAAGGACAACAGCAAAUGAAACCAUACAGGAAAGGAACAAAUUGGAAGUAGAAAAAACAGAGAAUGAGCCAGAAACGGUUUCAAUGAAAUUCAGUUUGCAAACACUAGAGGAAAAGAACAAGAGGCUAUUGGAUCACUUGGCUGCACUAGUACGUGAGCAGUAUGCCCAGCAGCAGGUGCAACAGGUGCUGGCAGAGCUGACUGACAGCAAGAAUAAACUGACCUGUGACAAAGGAAAACUUCAGGUACCUCUCAGCAUCCUAUCUGUCAGCUCAAAAGGAAAACUCCUUUUUUUAUGUUCAUCUAAGAUAAGGUUGUUUAACCUUAGCUCUUCAGUACUUAAUUUGGAGGGAAGUGCUUAUUUAUCUUCUCUACUUAAUUUAUUUGUGUGGUGUCAAGCAUGUGUAUUAAGAGAGUUCUGUAUCAAAAUCAUCUUCAAUCCUGCCCAUACUGCCUUUGGGUCACAAGAUGCUGUUGAUGUAGCUUCUCUAGGAUUUGUGAUGGCAGACCUGCAGCACCAGCUGGACGCAGGAAAGGAUGACAACAGUAAGGCAACAGCCAUGCUGGAGCACGUGUUAGCUUCUCAUAACAAGAUGCAAGCAGCUCUGGCUGUGGUACAAACUGAGCUGGGACACAAGGACACUGAAAUUGGCAACCUCAGAAAAGACAAGAGCCAGGCUCAACAGAAAAUACAGGUGCUAGAAACAGAAUUGGAACAUUGCCGAGCCAAACUGGUUGCCAUGGGAAGGCAGCACAGCAGCCAGGUGGAACCACUUUGUAAGACACUAGAAAGUGCUAGAACAGACAACAAGAAACUUGUUCUUCAUUCGGAAGAAGUUCUGCAGGUCAAUAAUACCCUGCAGAGCAAGCUGGUCCAAGCUCAAUAUGAACGGAAAAGUAAAGAAACUGAGCACCAACAGCUGAUAGUCUGCAGGGAACAGUUAAUGGAAAAAGCCAAGACUGAGGAAAAGAUGUAUGCUGAACAGUUAGAGUCUUUGAAGAAGCAGUUUCAAACUGAACAAGAGGCUUCCAGGAAAGCUGCCUGUCAAGAAUCUGCUGAGAUAAAGAAAUCCCUUGAAGAAUCCUCCUCCAAAUUGGCUGAAGUUUCCUGUGCUAACAGGGAGCUGCGGCAGAAAUUAAUAGAGCUGGAAGAGUCAUUGUCCAGUUACAAGGAAAAGCUAAAAAGCCAAAGAGCUCGAAUCAGACGAUGCCUGACGUAUAAAACUAAGACAGAAAGGGUAAAGGAGACUGAAUCUGAACUGAGGAAAAUGGAAGCAAUAAACGAGGAGUAUCAGAAGAAUUAUGAACAAUCACAGGACAUCAAGAAAUUUGUGUCAGACUUGAAAAGUGUGCAGAGCAAGAUGCAAGUGUUGUUGAAAAACCAACAUGAAAUGCAAGUGCAGAACAGGCAGCUGGAGACCCAGGUGGAAGCAGAGAGAAGACAAAGGCAACAGCUGGAAAACAAAUGUCAGAAACUGGAAAAAACAGUCAAACAUCUGAAGAAAUAUAAAGUGGAGACAGAACAGAAACUGAAGGAAGCCAGCAUAGAGUCAGAACAGAUCACAACUAGCCUAGAAGCAGCUCACCGUUGGUUCAAAUCUAAGUUUGACAGCCUGCAGCCCGAAGUUGUGAAAAACCACCAGCCAAAGAACCCUGAAGAGAGCAGCUCUAAAAAGGACGCAAAGAAAGCAAGCACAUUCAUUUCAAAGAGGGAAGCAAAGAAAAUAGUAAUGACAAAGAUUCCCCAGUCAGUCAUCAGCUUCAUAAAACGUUGCAUCUUUUCCCAGGAGCAAAAGCAACAAGAGCUUCCCACUCACACCUCCCUGGACAGCAGGGCAAGGACCCAAGGCCUCCAGCUCACCACCAGGAAGGCCCACGUGAGCUGGGCAGGAAAUGAGCUCACUUGACUGGUGAU